Lampris incognitus (smalleye Pacific opah) is the source of this 1659-nucleotide messenger RNA. RefSeq names its product SET and MYND domain containing 1b (gene smyd1b). Lineage: Eukaryota; Metazoa; Chordata; Actinopteri; Lampriformes; Lampridae. The coding region runs from base 91 to 1560 and encodes 489 amino acids. Gene Ontology annotation, cellular component: nucleus. Gene Ontology annotation, molecular function: histone H3K4 methyltransferase activity; protein binding. The record is from RefSeq and is a predicted model, not a curated record. The transcript has 10 exons.
UCUUUCCUCCUCUGACGCCCUUCUUCUCUCGUUCGGUUGGACUGACUGCCCGCUCCCCUGCUUCUCCGUCUUGGGAUUACCACAACUAUCAUGGAGAACAUUGAGAUAUUUGACUCACCUGGAAAGGGGAGGGGUCUGAAGGCCACAAAGGAGAUGUGGGCCGGAGAUGUGAUUUUCUCCGAGCCCAGCUACGCCGCAGUUGUAUUUGACAGCUUUGCGGACAAAAUCUGCCACAGCUGUUUCCGCAGACAGCAGAAGCUCCACCGGUGCGGCCAAUGCAAGUUUGCCCAUUACUGCGACCGUACCUGCCAGCGUGCCGGCUGGGCUGAACACAAAAUGGAAUGUAGUGCCAUCAAGGCUCAUGGAAAGGCACCCAAUGAGACCGUCCGGUUGGUAGCCCGCGUCAUGUGGCGUCUCGAUAAGGAUGGAAGCGUGGUGUCUGACAUGCAGCUGACUACAAUUGAUGAGCUGGAGGACCACAUUGGUGACAUGGCCGAAGAUGAACUCAAAGAGCUGAAAGUGGACGUCCACAAUUUCUUGGACUACUGGCCUCGAAAUAGCAAGCAGCACGUAGUCGAUGACAUCUCACACAUUUUCGGAGUGAUCAAUUGCAAUGGCUUUACUGUGAGCGACCAGAGGGGUCUGCAGGCAGUAGGUGUGGGUAUAUUCCCUAACCUGUGUCUAGUCAACCAUGACUGCUGGCCUAACUGCACGGUCAUCCUCAACCAUGGCAAUCAAUCUGCUGAGAAUACUUUGUUUCACUCCCAACGGAGGAUUGAGCUGCGUGCCUUGGGUAAGAUAGCAGAGGGAGAAGAGCUGACAAUAGCCUAUGUGGACUUUUUGAAUUUGUCAGAGGAAAGACAAAGGCUGCUGAAGACACAAUACUUCUUUGACUGCACAUGUGAGCACUGCAAGCAUCGCAUUAAAGAUGACAUAAAGCUGGCCGGGAGGGAAGAAGGAGGAGUCAAGCCGCCUGAGGAGCAAGUAAAGGAGGCAACAGAUUACUGCCAUCAAUUGCUGGAAAAGAUGGACAAGUCUCGUUUAAAUGGUGACUACCAUGAGGUGGUUAAGAUUUGCAGAGACUGCAUAGAGAAGACAGAGCCAGUUUUGGCUGACACGCACAUCUACCUACUCAAGAUGUGGAGUACAUUAAGCGAGGUACAGGCUUACCUGCAAUUCUUUGAAGAGGCUGCAGAAUAUGCACGCAAAAUGGUGGACGGAUACAUCAAACUGUACCAUCCAAACAACGCCGCCUUGGGCAUGGCUACCAUGCGAGCAGGGGUGACCCACUGGCAGGCUGGUCUGAUAGAGGUUGGCCACGGGAUGAUCUGUAAGGCCUACGCCAUUCUCAUGGUUACCCAUGGCCCUCUGCAUCCCAUCACAAAGGAUCUGGAGGCCAUGCGAAUGCAGACCGAGAUGGAGUUCAGGAUGUUUAAGCAGAAUGAGUAUGUUUACCAUACUAUGAGAGAGGCAGCGCUAAAGAACAAACCGAUGAGCAUGAUGCAUGAACCCACAUCUAUGGAAGAGGGAAUCAAGAACCUCUUUCAUCGGAGGAAGUGAUUAUUGAACCAGUCAGCAGGGGAGAAUCUCCAACUGUGUAGCUUCAGUUAACUUUGCCCCCCCCAAAGGAAAAAAAAUAUAAUAAAAAAAAAAUUAACU